GGUUUUUGUGACAUUGCGGCGCCCUCCGCCUGACGCGUUCGGCAUGUACUUUACUCGGAUAUGUACUACUACUCACAGUGAUUGAUCGAAGGCUACCAGGGAGAAUGGCAGCUCGUCAGGUGCCAGCGUGUUUUCAUCCCAUUAUCCCGUUCUCUUCCCCAGACCUCGACCCAAAAAGCGAAUGGCUGCGGCAUCUUCUGCCAACCUCCGGCGAGGUCAUGGUCCUAUGAAGACGUCUUCCCAGAGACGUAUAGCGAGGGCGAGUAGUCGAUGGCUUUGAAGGAGGGCGGCCCUGUGGUCGCUGGCGGGGCCUUCUUGCCCGUGAUGCUAGAGUCUCCCGCAGCAGCCGUCAAGGCCUAAGGCGAAGGCUUGGAGGAGAUAAUGGAUGAAACCAAGCUGCUGGCUGCCAGGACCGGAUGCGAGCUUGUCUUCAUGGCGGCACAUCCGCUGGAUCAUUCUGGCCAUGGAGGCGACGAGCCUAUCCCACAUACCAGCUCAUUCUUUGCGCAAGCGUUUGACUCUGUCGACACUUACCCAGAGUACAACAGCCAAGAGGCGAACACUUAUCAGGCUGCGCAGAGGGAAACAGAGAAGCGUCUCGGGGAAGGUGAUGUGGAUGAGGUGAACGGGCGGAGGGAGAAAGGUAAGGGGAAAGAGAGCUAAGAAACCUAUAACGUACAGGUAUGUGUCGUUGCUUCACCUAUAGUCAGCUGUAAGGUCAAGCGUAUCU
Messenger RNA from Cryptococcus amylolentus CBS 6039, 730 nucleotides. RefSeq lists its product as hypothetical. The transcript is spliced from 2 exons. The record is from RefSeq and is a predicted model, not a curated record. Bases 382 to 663 code for a protein of 93 amino acids. NCBI's taxonomy places the organism in Eukaryota, Fungi, Basidiomycota, Tremellomycetes, Tremellales, Cryptococcaceae.